Messenger RNA from Lathyrus sativus (Indian pea), 207 nucleotides. NCBI's taxonomy places the organism in Eukaryota, Viridiplantae, Streptophyta, Magnoliopsida, Fabales, Fabaceae. The record is from the annotation of a GenBank genome assembly.
AUGGCGAAUCAGUUGGGAAAUCUGGUGGAAUCGAUAAAGUCAAAGGUUCGGUCAACACUGAAGAUGAAGAAGGGAAAGAAACCAUACAUAAAGAUCGACAAGAGUGCAAGCGUGAAGGUGGAGAUUCGAAGCAGAAAAGCUCGUAAGAUUAUUGAGAAGACGUUGAAAGCCGCUGAUAAUCCCGGCAAGCAUAACCUCACUGUAUAA